This is a messenger RNA of Austrofundulus limnaeus, 836 nucleotides long. It is a transcript of the gene swsap1, whose product is annotated as SWIM-type zinc finger 7 associated protein 1. Lineage: Eukaryota; Metazoa; Chordata; Actinopteri; Cyprinodontiformes; Rivulidae. Gene Ontology annotation, molecular function: single-stranded DNA binding. Gene Ontology annotation, biological process: double-strand break repair via homologous recombination. The record is from RefSeq and is a predicted model, not a curated record. Gene Ontology annotation, cellular component: Shu complex.
AAGAAAAUCACAUUCUCCUAUCCCCGGACCCUGGAGGAGCUGCUUCAUCAGGUUGCCAGUCUUCAUGAGUCCCCCGCUCCCCCCUCUCUUAUCCUUGUUGACGGACUGGAGGGCUUCCUGCGAGGAGCUGCAGGCGGCAGCCACGGUGGAUUUCACUCAGGAGASCAGUCCUGCGCCGCGCACGUGUCUGCGCUGCUCUGCGACACAGCCGCCUUCCUCACACAGGUGCUGGCAGCGAGGGGGCCGAGCUCAGCCCCCUGCCGCUUCAUCGCUUCCUACCUGUCGGAGGGAGACGCUGCCGGGCAGGGCGGCAAGAAGGAGUCCUCCACAGACCCUGUUCUCGAUGUKCUUGACCGCUACUUCCAGGUGCGCUGCACUCUGGACCAGGACAGAAGCUACGAAGCUGCAGCUGCUGCAGCGCAGGAGGUGUGGCACAUUUACCUUUCAGGGAGGGGAAUGACAGAGGCCUCUGGAACUACAGACUGUAAAGACGGCUCAUCUGUAGCCCAGGAGUGGAAGCUCUUCAUUUUCCCAGAUGGUCUAAUGGAGUUCACGUUGGUUUGAAGAGGACUCAGCUGUGAAUCUUCUGAUGUAAUGAAGGUCGUGAUCCAAAUAUCCUUUUUGAUAGUAUUUAAAAUGACCGCAGAAUCUUUCAUGUGCAAUGUUUAUUUUUAAAAUCCUGACACGCUCUGAAGGUGUGUUAGCCCCGUUCAUGGACUCUUUUAAUCCAAAGGUUUUAUAUGUAUAAUUGAAAAAUAAUUUCCAAAAUAGUUGGCUUAAAAUACGUUUCUGAAUUAAUAAUAAUAAACAAUGUUUUCUCAUAAAAAGUUUAGAAA